Molecule: messenger RNA, 1288 nt
Organism: Capsicum annuum
Lineage: Eukaryota; Viridiplantae; Streptophyta; Magnoliopsida; Solanales; Solanaceae
Product: short-chain dehydrogenase TIC 32 B, chloroplastic
Exons: 8
Coding region: 85-1005 (306 amino acids)
Source: RefSeq, a predicted model, not a curated record
CAAAUUGGUUUUUGCUUGUGCCUCUUCUACUCUUCUUCCUUGUUUGAAUAUUAGUUGUAUGUGUGUGGUUUUUUUGGGUGAAGAAUGUUGAGGUCGAUUACAGGUAAACCAGGUCCAAGUGGUUUUGGAUCAGCUUCUACAGCUGAACAAGUUACUCAUGGCAUUGAUGGCUCCAACCUCACAGCCAUUGUUACAGGAGGCGCGAGUGGCAUUGGUUUGGAAACAGCAAGAGUUUUAGCAAUGAGGAAUGUUCAUGUCAUCAUUGCAGCUAGAAACAUGGAGGCUGCGAACGAGGCAAAACAGCGUAUUGUCAAGGACAACAAAGCUGCUCGUGUCGAUGUUGAGAAACUUGACCUGAGCUCAAUUAGAUCUGUCAAGGCAUUUGCUGAUAAUUUCAAAGCACUUAACAUUCCACUCAACAUCUUAAUAAACAAUGCAGGUAUUAUGUUCUGCCCAUUCCAGCUAUCAGAAGAUGGCAUAGAGCUGCAAUUCGCGACAAAUCAUCUAGGUCACUUCUACUUGACUAAUCUUCUUCUUGACAACAUGAAGGAAACUGCAAAAUCUAGUGGUAUCGAGGGUAGAAUUGUUAACUUGUCAUCAGUAGCUCACAUCUGCCCUUACAAAGGCGGGAUAAGAUUUCACAAGAUCAAUCACAAGAGCAGUUAUCAAAACAAACUAGCUUAUGGGCAAUCCAAAUUAGCCAACAUAUUACAUGCCAAUGAACUUUCUCGCCACUUGCAGGAAGAGGGAGCAAAUAUAACUGUAAACUCAGUGCAUCCUGGUUUAAUAAUGACUUCCCUCAUGAGGCAUUCUGCUCUUUUGAUGAGUAGGUAUUCUAUAUUAUUAAACAUUUACCAAAUAUUAGCUCAAAGGGAGAUUUUUUUUUUUAAUAAUUGCUUGGAUUUUCUUUGUCAGGAAUCUUUAGGGCUUUCACUUGUUUCCUAUGGAAGAAUGUCCCUCAGGGGGCAGCUACAACAAGUUAUGUUGCACUUCAUCCCAGUCUAAAAGGGGUGACUGGAAAGUACUACUUUGACUGCAAUGAGCACAAGCCAACCAAGCAAGCACGAGACGAAGCUUUAGCAAAAAACCUUUGGGAUUUCAGCAACAACUUGGUUAAUGCAUCUCUAAAGACUUGAUUAAAAAAAUGCAGUUGUUCAUAAAGUAAAGAAUAUUAUGUCAUUGACAUUUUAUGAAAAAGUUGUUAGAAUAUUGCUGCUAGUCCUGCUUCCAAUCCGAGGGCUUGUUUCUCUGUAUUAAUUAGAUUUUAUGCCUACGUUUAAAAUCCGAA